This is a messenger RNA of Penicillium vulpinum, 408 nucleotides long. RefSeq lists its product as uncharacterized. Lineage: Eukaryota; Fungi; Ascomycota; Eurotiomycetes; Eurotiales; Aspergillaceae. Bases 1 to 408 code for a protein of 135 amino acids. The transcript is spliced from 3 exons. The record is from RefSeq and is a predicted model, not a curated record.
AUGGCCUCACAGCCCGCGACAGCCGAUAGUGGCUACAUUACUGACCCUGGCCCGUUAGAGAAUACCUACACAUCGGAUCCCAGUCUUCAACGGACUCUGGCAUGGUAUCUAUCAACUACUACAUUGCAAUCUGUACAACCGCAUCUCACCCAGUUCGGAGCCGAGGCUAUUUCCGAGCAGGUUCGUGAAUGGAGCGCUGAUGCUGAGCGCAAUGUGCCAUACGUCAAGAGCCAUAAUGUCUGGGGUAAACGAUAUGAUUAUGAUCGAUUAGUGACAACGGAAGGCUGGAAGCAACUAGGAUUGUCUCGGCGGGCUAUGACCGCCGCCUGGGAGUUGAUAGGAGAACGGUUCAGUAUGCGCUGUGGGUAUUUCUUUAUCCCUAUUUCCACGCUAUCACUCAUGCCAUAA